GACAUAUCACUUCGGACAUGGCAGGUGUUGUAGUAGACGAGGAGGUCGGUAGCCCGUCCCCCGGGAUAUCAAUGGUAGACUGUCAUUGUCAUCUCGUGGAUCAGUCUUUUGACGAGGAUAUUGAUACAGUCAUUCAACAAGCAAAACAGGCUGGUGUGAAGGGAGCCCUUGUGGUAACAGAGACCUACACACAGUUUGAUAAAGUCCUUCAGCUAGCUAAAAGACAUCCAGAUUUUGUAUUCCCUUGUCUUGGAGUUCACCCAGUACAGGGUGCCCUGACUGGAAACCAGAGGUGUGUCACACUGGAGGAUGUAGAGAAGGCGAUACCCAUUAUAGAACAGAACAUCAGCUGUAUUGCUGCCAUUGGAGAGAUAGGCUUGGACUUCCAGCCAAGGAUAUGUGUGAGACCAGAGGACAAAGACAUCCAGAGACAGGUGCUAAAGAUACAGGUUGACCUGGCAAAGAAAUAUGAUUUACCGGUGAAUGUACAUUCAAGAUCGGCAGGAAGACCAACUAUAGCUGCCUUACAAGAAUUUGGUGCAGACAAGGUAUUGCUACAUGCCUUUGAUGGUAAGCCAGCUGUGGCUAUGACAGGUGUGGAGGCUGGGUACUUCUUCUCUAUACCGCCAUCUUGUGUCAGAAAUCCAGAGAGCAAACUGGUUCAUCGGCUACCAGUCACCAAUAUCCUACUAGAAUCUGACUCUCCUGCACUUGGACCAGAAAAAAAUAUGAGAAAUGAACCCAAAAACAUUGCUUUAUCUUGUGAUUACAUAGCCACCAGGAAGAAACUAGAUGUCGCUGAACUGUCCAGAAUUACCACAGCCAAUGCUUUGAAAUUGUUUCCUAAACUGGCAAGAGUAAUAAAAUGAAAUAAAAACUAAUAUUCUGUA
This is a messenger RNA of Mizuhopecten yessoensis (Yesso scallop), 890 nucleotides long. RefSeq names its product putative deoxyribonuclease TATDN3. Lineage: Eukaryota; Metazoa; Mollusca; Bivalvia; Pectinida; Pectinidae. Gene Ontology annotation, molecular function: hydrolase activity, acting on ester bonds. The record is from RefSeq and is a predicted model, not a curated record. The coding region runs from base 18 to 869 and encodes 283 amino acids. The transcript is spliced from 12 exons.